AUGUUUGACAUCGAGCGGACUCCCACGCAGGAGACGAUCAGCCGAAUGGCGCAGCUCAUCGACGGCGUGACGGCAGCGAACCAGGCCAUUGUGGGCCCGUCAGUUGGCGAUAUCACUCCCUUCCACAGCCGCACGGUGCCCGCCAUCUCAGUGCGCGACUAUCUGCAGCGAGUGGCAAAGUUUGUCUGCCUCGAAAACGACACACUGAUCGCGAUCCUCGUGUACUUGGACCGGAUAACACACGCCCAGACCCACCGUCCGUCACUGGCCCUGUCCCCGUAUAACGUCCACCGCAUGCUCAUCACGGCCAUCGUCGUCGCACACAAGUUCAACUCUGAUGUCUUUUUCAACAACGCCCGGUACUCCAAGGUCGGCGGUAUUCCACUGGCCGAAAUGAACCAGUUGGAGUUGGAGAUGCUGUUUCUGGUCCGCUUUGAGCUCAAAAUCGACGCCGAGGAAGUCCAGCGCAUAGGCACAUGGCUGAUGACACGGCCGCUGCCGUCAGGAACCAAGCUGGCAAGCUCGGCAGUUGGCAGAUUCUCCCCACUAGGCAUUCUAACAUUAUACCGCGAAGACAGCAUUCCACCACCGCAAUUUUCGCACCCAACUCCCGGCUUACACCCGUCCCAGGGCGCUGCCCUCUCACACAGCACCAGCUUGCCACCACUCGAAUACGUGACAGCAGGCAUUCCGGACGUCAGACUCCGGACGAGUCCCCACCAUGCACACCGCAACUCGCUGCCUUCGCAUCCACCGCACAACGCAAGCAGCGAAAUGGCUGCGACGCCAUCCAGCCUGCGCACGCCGCGCAUCCUCAAUGGGUCACCUGUGUAUCGGAGUUACCCGGGCUGCGAUCUUGAGCCAAGCAGCAUGAUCGUGGAUGAUGUUGCUUACAAAACACAUGUUGUGGGCGCGCAGCCGGUAGUCCACCAGGGGAACCAGUUUACGCAGCCCGUGUGGCGAGACAGCACGCUGUCGCCGUUCUCGCCCAUUUCGCCGACCGAGCAGCUGUUUGGCAACAGCAUCAACCAGAAGCGGCGCAGAAUCCAGCCUGUCAGCGUCAUACACAAUGGGAUGGGGCCUGCGCCAGCUGCUGCUACGGCUACUACGGCGCCUGCCGGUGCCCGCGUCUCGGAGGCGGAGUGA
This is a messenger RNA of Linderina pennispora, 1146 nucleotides long. RefSeq names its product cyclin-domain-containing protein. Gene Ontology annotation, biological process: regulation of cyclin-dependent protein serine/threonine kinase activity. Gene Ontology annotation, molecular function: cyclin-dependent protein serine/threonine kinase regulator activity; protein kinase binding. Lineage: Eukaryota; Fungi; Kickxellomycota; Kickxellomycetes; Kickxellales; Kickxellaceae. The transcript has 2 exons. Gene Ontology annotation, cellular component: cyclin-dependent protein kinase holoenzyme complex; nucleus. The record is from RefSeq and is a predicted model, not a curated record. The coding region runs from base 1 to 1146 and encodes 381 amino acids.